AUGGCCAGUUCAGUGAGUGAGUUUUCAGAUGCCAAUUCUUUUCGAUUAACAGAGGGCAGCAACAAGGUUGGCCCUAUGUGUUACUGUGGGCGCAAAAUUGAGAUACUAAAAUCAUGGUCAGAUGAGAAUCCAGGUAGGCUUUACUUCCGCUGUGCUGUCCAUACUUUCGUCGCGUGGGCUGAUGAGGAGACACCAUGUAAGUGGCAGAAGACGAGCUUAUUAGAGGCACGCGACAUAAUGCGGCGUCAACGAGACGAAAUUAGACAGCUGAAAGCAGCAAAUGCGAAACUCAUGCGGGAAGGGAAUUGUGUUCAACACACUAAAGUCGAUGCGGAGGAUAAUGUGGCGACGGUAGAUGCCACUAAGAAGGUGGAGGUCGAACUUAUCAACGCGGGUGAGAGGGAGAAAAUUCUCCGCCACUAUUUGACCAUCUCAUGGGCGGGUUUUAUAAUUGCGAUAGCUAUCAUUGCAUCCCGGUGUCUGAAGUAA
Molecule: messenger RNA, 489 nt
Organism: Brassica rapa (field mustard)
Lineage: Eukaryota; Viridiplantae; Streptophyta; Magnoliopsida; Brassicales; Brassicaceae
Source: RefSeq, a predicted model, not a curated record